UCUGAGACACCCAGCACUCUGAUGUGACCGACUCGCAGGGGACGGAGCAGUUGAGAAUCGCUAAUCGAUACAAGUGUGGAGAGAUGCACCACCAAAACCAUCAAUGUUCUCUCUCAGACAAACAGCGUAUCUGCUGUCAUCGUUUGAGGAGACAUCAUGGAGGAUUUGAAUACGAUUCAUCUAGGCAGCAACAGAAGGAGGACAGCAAUGUCCCGGUGGCGCAAGAAUAUCCGACUGUGUCCUGUUACACAGGAGACAGUGAGCUCACCCGCACGUACAUUCAGGACGAGAGUGAUUCCUGCUUGAGUGAUUCUGGGAGUGAUUUUGAAGAAAUGUGCCACCGGGAUGAUGUCCACGAUGUCCAGAUGGAUCCAUGCCUCCAAACCUGUGAUGGCAGAGAACACAACCGUGACGUGUCUCAUCCUCAAACCAGACGAAGAAUGAAUGAAGGGCCAGAACACACUUUACGUGAAGACACUUUGUGCCCAUGCAGUGCUGAACAUUCAAGAUGGAGUAGCAACCAAUGGCCAACUUUACCUCCCCCGUGUUGUAAUGUGAGAAACGCACUGGUGGUGGGUGUCGAAGUUGAUGUUCUAGAAGAGGUGGUCUACGAGGACACGGAAAUUGUUCAAACACAAACCAUGUUUGAUGGAUGCCUGGAGGAUCAGAUGAUGGACUCCACCUCAUGUUAUUGUGAGCAGUUGUUUUUCGUGUGACUGUAAAAAAAAUUACAUUGGUAUUCCUUACAUAAGUGUACGUUAUCAUAUUACUACAUUAUAGGAUUAUUAUUAAUGACCGGUUUAUUCUUGUCAUCUCUGUAUGUUUAUAAUGUCUGCAAUGUCUUUAGGGGAAAAAAAGUGCUAUAUUCAGAAUAACAGUCAUUUUUAUCAUUCAGAGUGCUAACUGUUAGGAUUUCUGGUUGCUUCGUAUUUAGCAGCAUUAUAAUAAGAGUGGCUCUUAUUACAUUUACACAAUUGAAGCAUUGAUUAAUGUAAUUUAGCUUUUGACAAAUCAUAAAAACUUUCAUGAAUAAAAAAACAAAACAAAGGAAAUUUAUUCGGUCUGAGUUGAAUUAAAAAAACAGACAACAGGGAUGAUGAUAAUAAUAAUAAUAAUAAUAAUAAUAAUAAUAAUGUUAAUGAAGUUGAUAAUUGCAUGCUUUGUAUAGUAAAUAUACUGUACAUCAGUUUUUAAAGUUAUUUUGAUAGUUCAAUUCCAAGAACGGCCAGAAACAGCUUUUAUUUCCUGUUAAUCCUUCAUUGCUGUGUAUUUCGAUUGGAUUCUGCCUUAUUUUGUAAUUUUGAGUAAAAGUGUCUGCUAAAUGAAUAAAUAUAAAUGCACACUAAAUUAUACUGUCAUUGUACGAGAAGGUUGACUUCAUUUUAACAAAGGCUAGUCGAUGCUAAUUGUAAUUACAGUGUAAUAUUAGCAGUAUGGAGUCUUUAACUGGUUAUUUAUUAACAUAUCUGAGGUAAAUGUCAAUAUUCCCGAUGCUUCUAUCUUGUUUCCACCGACUCUUUUCCUCAACGUCCUCAACUAGCUCUGUGCCCUGUUUCUUAUUACCGUAACCACUUGGAAAGUGAGCAUAUUAUGUGUUUUGGACAAUCAGAAAUGACUUAUUACGUGACAAAAUAAUAGUGUGUGAUGUGAGGAAUCAAAGUUCUACAUAGACACUGACCUAUUACCAGGAAUUUAGCUUCUACUACAUGAACAAUGAUA
Messenger RNA from Ictalurus furcatus (blue catfish), 1719 nucleotides. RefSeq lists its product as uncharacterized. The record is from RefSeq and is a predicted model, not a curated record. NCBI's taxonomy places the organism in Eukaryota, Metazoa, Chordata, Actinopteri, Siluriformes, Ictaluridae. The transcript has 4 exons. Bases 84 to 716 code for a protein of 210 amino acids.